This is a messenger RNA of Salarias fasciatus (jewelled blenny), 9090 nucleotides long. Its product is annotated as vitamin D3 receptor A. The transcript is spliced from 10 exons. Gene Ontology annotation, biological process: cell differentiation; negative regulation of transcription by RNA polymerase II; positive regulation of transcription by RNA polymerase II. Gene Ontology annotation, cellular component: nucleus. NCBI's taxonomy places the organism in Eukaryota, Metazoa, Chordata, Actinopteri, Blenniiformes, Blenniidae. The record is from RefSeq and is a predicted model, not a curated record. Gene Ontology annotation, molecular function: vitamin D response element binding; zinc ion binding; nuclear receptor activity. Bases 289 to 1551 code for a protein of 420 amino acids.
UUAUGGAGAAGCGCUUGUCCAUCUAUGUUGAUACAGAUCUAAAAAACUGGACUAACCGUGCGUGCGCCGACGUAGCUCUUCGCGUUGGACUAAUUUUUGUUUUACACGAGAGUGGGGGAGAAACUUUUUUGUUUUGUUUUGCUUUUCCAUCGGAUUGGUUUUAUUCCGUGAGAGGAGCGCGCCGCCUCGCUCUCCUCCCGGCCGGGAAGCUGUUCGUCGGGCGACCUGGCUCUGCUGCAUUCGGGCCCCUCUCCGCUCUCCAGUGAAGGUUGAUAUGCCACAUCAGUGAUGGAGCCCAUGACGGUGACGACGUCAGUGGUCGGACCGGACGAGUUUGACCGCAAUGCACCGCGGAUCUGCGGCGUGUGCGGCGACAAAGCCACCGGCUUCCACUUCAACGCCAUGACCUGCGAGGGCUGCAAGGGCUUCUUCAGGCGCAGCAUGAAACGUAAAGCCUCCUUCACGUGUCCGUUCAACGGGAGCUGCACCAUCACCAAGGACAACCGGCGCCACUGCCAGGCCUGCCGCCUCAAACGCUGCAUCGACAUCGGCAUGAUGAAGGAGUUUAUCCUGACGGACGAGGAGGUUCAGAGGAAGAAGGAGAUGAUCCUGAAGAGGAAGGAGGAAGAGGCGGCCCGGGAGGCGAUGAGGCCCCGGCUGAACGAGGAGCAGGCCCGCAUGAUCUCCUGCCUGGUGGAAGCCCAUCACAAGACCUACGAUGCCUCCUACUCGGACUUCUCCCGCUUCAGGCCCCCGGUGCGCGAGGGCCCGGUAACCCGCAGCGCCAGCAGAGCCGCCUCCCUCCACUCCCUGUCCGACGCCUCCUCCGACUCCUUCAACCACUCACCGGAGUCGGUCGACACCAAGAUGAACUUCAGCAACCUGCUGAUGAUGUACCAGGACGGCGCCAGCAGCCCGGACUCCAGCGAGGAGGACACCAAGCUCUCCAUGCUGCCCCACCUGGCCGACCUGGUGUCCUACAGCAUCCAGAAGGUCAUCGGCUUCGCCAAGAUGAUCCCCGGCUUCAGAGACCUGACCGCCGAGGACCAGAUCGCUCUGCUGAAGUCCAGCGCCAUCGAGAUCAUCAUGCUGCGCUCCAACCAGUCCUUCAGCCUGGAGGACAUGUCCUGGAGCUGCGGAGGGCCCGACUUCAAGUACUGCAUCAACGACGUCACCAAAGCCGGUCACACUCUGGAGCUGCUGGAGCCGCUGGUGAAGUUUCAAGUGGGACUGAAGAAACUCAACCUGCACGAGGAGGAACACGUGCUGCUCAUGGCCAUCUGCCUGCUGUCCCCAGACCGCCCGGGCGUCCAGGACCACGCCCGCAUCGAGCAGCUCCAGGACCGCCUGUCGGAGGCGCUGCAGGCCUACAUCCGGGUCAACCACCCGGGCGGGCGGCUGCUCUACGCCAAGAUGAUCCAGAAGCUGGCCGACCUGCGCAGCCUGAACGAGGAGCACUCCAAGCAGUACCGCUCGCUGUCCUUCCAGCCGGAGCACAGCAUGCAGCUCACCCCGCUGGUGCUGGAGGUGUUCGGCAGCGAGGUGUCAUAGCAGGGGGGGAGGAGGCGCCCGGGCGCCGCAGGAGGACCCGCCCGCCCGCAGAGAACCCCCGACGCCACCCGGGAGGAAGACGGGAGGUCCUCCUCCUCCUCCUCCUCCUGAGCUCAAACACAAGACUGGACCUCUGGAUUUACACUUUCUCUGCAUCACCAGAUUCUGGUUCCAUUUUUAUUUUUGGAUCGGCAUUACCUGUCAUCACAUGGUGCAGAAAAAACAAAACAGACUCACCACCAUCCUCCAGAUUCUCCCCCAGGAAGCCUCCAAACAUCUUCUCUCAUCGCCAUUUUUCUCCCUGGAAAGUAUGAGAACUCCUGCCAUUGUCCCCCCCCCCCCCCUCGGUGGAUCCCUUCUCGCUCAUCGCUCCGUGUUUCUCCACAUCGCCAUGAAAAACAGGAGCAGACACACAGGUUUACAUCUUCUACAGCCUCUGGAGUCUCUCCAGCACCGGUUUACAGUCAACAGAUCACACAUCCCAGCUUUGCAGCGGUUUGACGGGACACGAGAGUGGAGCAGGAGUGUGUGCGUGCGUGUGUGCGUGAAUUUGUGUGUGUGUGUGUGAGUGUGUGUGUGUGUGUCCUGCCGAUCCCGGUUUAUCUGUGUUAGGUGUCGGAUAGUGACGGAGUGGCGUUUUGGGAACGUUGGGAUGUGGAGGAGGUGCUACAGCUGGAAUUCCCACAGUUCGCUCGACAAAAGGGAUUUUCACAAAAACAAGAAUGUAUGUAUAAUGCUAUAUAAAUAUAAAUAAUACGUAUAAGCUGAUAGAUAUAUGGAUAUAUAUACACACACAGUAUAUAUAUAUAUAUAGAUAUAUAUAUUUAAGAGAGCAAGACAUGGUUGCUUCCAUGGAAGCAAAUAGCUGAGUGUUGUAUAAUGUAGAGGAUCUGAAGGCCCCUCCUCAGUUGUAUGUGUGCGAGUGUGUGUUUGUGUGUGUGUGUGUGUCCCGUUAUAAAAGACACACAGAGAAGCGUGCGAGGAGGCCUUGUAUUUUUUGCGACAUGUGUACAGUGUGUUGAGAGUAUGGAUGGACCACAAGGGGGUGUGUGUUCAGGCUCUGACCGGGGGUCUCUUCUCUGUCGGCUUCAUGUUUUUUGGACCUGUGAAGUUUAUCGAGUGACACACACACACACACACACACACCCACACACAACUUCAUGUUCUGUGGAUAGUAAUUAUCCCCAAAAAAGAAAAAGAAAAGAAAAAAAAAACGUCUGGCUGGUUAGAUUGCUGCUAAGACAGUUCGCGCCGGAGGCCGGACGGAAGCCGGCCGGCCGCCGGCGGUCGCCUCAGGGAAAAGUUUGUCUGACAAUAUUGUGUACUCUGUGUUUUGGGUGUGCGUUGCGUAAGCUUACAAUCAUGAGACAGAGAUUGUUUUUUGACGCUCUAGGCAUCACUGUGAUUUCUAAUCAUUACUAAAUGACAGCAUAAGGAAGCUAAACUAGAAACUUUUUAGAAAUUACUACAAGAUCUUCAUUCCUAAUCUGAUCAAUUGAAAACGUGCGUGAUUGUACCAUCCGGCAGGAGGCCGGUGUUAAAGCCGGACGCCUCUUCUUCUGUGCUCAAACAUUGAUCCUCAUCAGCCUUAAGUUUGGAGUUUUUCAGGUCAAAGUGUGUAUUCUACAGACGGUAGCAAUAUGAAUAUAUAUAUAGAGAGAAAGAAGAAAAACAGCGAGGCUGUGGCGGUGAUGGAAUGAAAUCCUCCAGACGCUCUAAAAGCAGGGCAGCCAUACCAAGCAUGAGAAAGAACCUUUUUUUUUUUAAUAUCGAGAAAACACAAGCCUCACACCUUCUUCUCCUCACAUCGAUAUCAUUUCAACACCAGCCACAUAAGCGAGGUUUAGGAUGUUCAUUUCCGACAUCACUACAUAUCAUAUAUCUUCUCACCGUUUCUGUUGACAUGGUGCAUGCUCACCCCCUCCCCCUCUCACGCAGGCCUGGAUCACCCCCUUGUGGACAAACUUUGUAAAUACCACUUGCUAAGUCUGUACAUAGUUAGAGAUUAAUGUAGGUAAAAAUACUAAGAAGAUUCAACUGUUGACGGCAACAUGCUCUGGAAAUACGAUGCUAUAUGCAAUUAGGAGACGAACUCUUAUGUUGUAGUUAACCGGAGUGGACAGAGGGGGCGCCGCUGGCGGAGGCACCGAGCCGACUGAGGGGGUCGUAGCGUUUCGGUCAGAAACCCACCGACUUUGGCCAUUUUCACUCAUAUUGGUACUUCGCCCCGACAUUUUUAGGAACAGUAAUCUGAGGCUAAAUUAGCAAGAGAAGCAUUCAGAGUUCAGACGGACGUUAAUGCAGUAUGGAGAAGGUCGUGUUCGACGGAUCUGUGGACGAGUUUAAGACACCUCUUAUCUUAGAAUAUAUAAGACGUCUGCAGUCAGUGGCUGCUUUGUUUAUUUAAAAAAAACUAGAAAAACCCAACAUUAACCUGAUUUAUUUUUUUGUUUUUUGGAGGGACGUGUGUUUUAAUGAAAGCACUAAAGACAAAGUUCGGUUUUAAACUGAACAUUUUAAAGCACGGCGCUGAUGCUGCAUGUGAUUUGACACCUGCCUCACUGUGGCUGUGACGGUGCAUUUGUGGGAUGAGCAGUGGAGAGAAGCCUCUGGGUUACAGCGUCUCACUACGCUCAUCCCCCAAAUGCCACGUUGCUUACAAAUCUGGCAGAGUUAAAGAAAAAAAAGGGAAUUAUGAAGCCCAUUUCAAAAUAAAAAUGAUUGGAUAAUGACGUUCAAAUGGCAACAAAUCCAAAUGCUCCCCUUAUUUUGUGCAAAUCAAUACGUUCUUUAAAGCGAACACACAACAAAAAGAGAUUUUAAUGAUAAGCACAGUUAUUUCAAGCGUCUGCCUCUUCAUGUUCUCUCAAACUCAAAGUGAGAACAGCUCAUAAAAAUGUCAAAGAAAUAAAAAGUUAAACCGACGAGCCGAUCAGAAACAGAGGAUCAAACCAAUUCGAUCAUGAGCAGCAAAAACUGGUCUUUCAGGCACUUUACGGCCCUGCGAGCGUUCGGCAGGCGGAUGUUGUUUCUCCCGUUUGAAUCCUCCCAGCCUUACGGGAAAAUGUUGAUAUUAUUGAUAUUUAAGACGCUGAAGAAGUGAAGAUUUACGGGUCGAGAAUGAAUGUAACUGUGAAUCUAUUAGAACUGCUCAGGAAUAUUCCCCCCUCCUCCCCUUUACAAAUAUUUUAUACUUAAAAAUGCUUAUUUAAAACAGAUUAGCUUUACAUUUAUAGAUAUUUAAAAGAAAAAAAACUUGAGCAAGGUACAAAUUUUUGACAAAAAAAAAAGCACUUUCAACAUUUUUUCGCUUGUCUUCUUUUCAUUCACGUCAGUUUUUACGGCCGAGGUCGUAAAAACUGACGUGAAUGAAAUGAAGAGAAGCGGAACGCUGUUUCGAUCAAACUCCAAACUGCAGGAGUGAGUAGAACAGAUUCCCUCCAGAGACGCGUCGGGACGUGAAGACUGAACGUUCCCGGAGCGCCGCCGUCAGUUUGACCUUUGUGCGGCUCGGCCUCGACCCCGGCGUCCCGUCCGUCCCCUCCAGGCUUAUGGAUGUAUGUCUUUUCUCUCUCUGAAGUCAAUCGAUAAGCUUUUGACAAUUAUACAGUAUAUCCAUAAUAUUUUCAUUUUUUGGUGAACAUAAGAUUUGUUUCCCCCCCCUCUCUCUCUCUCUCUCUCUCUCUCUCUCUCUCUCUCUCUCUCUCUCUCUCUCUCUCUCUCUCUCUCUCCUGUCCUGUUUUCUUUAGUUUAUUUUUUUUUUCCAAUAGCGUGUCAGUUUGCUGUCUCGCCGGCGCUUGGCUUUGCUGCGCUGGAGCGUCGUGUUUUAUUUCUUUCUUUUUCUUUCUGUAUUUUUGUUUUUCCCGAGCAUGUAAACACGCUUGCUCGCCGCCGCUCUUCGGACUUUCAAGCAGAAACCCCCCAAAGGGCCUUUCUGACGAACACUGUGGCCUCGCUUGGACGAAACGCGGCGGGGCGGAAAAGACUCUUCUCCUUUUUCUUUCUUUUUUUCUUUCUUUCCCAGACGCAGGAUGUCAAACACACUCAAGUGAUCAGAAACUUUUACACUGCCUCAAGUGACUGACAGAGGAUUUUUAGCCAGUGGCGAGCUGUCGCAGCAGCGCGGUGGGCGUGGCUCUUCGUCCGUCGCCGCCGCCGCCAUCGAACCGUCAGUCAGUCUGCGGCAGGAUCUUUACUCUUCAUAGCUUUAACUCAGCAGCCGCUCCAGCUCUGCUUCGGACUAAAAAACACAGAAACAAACAAACGGACAGACUGGCGCACCAAGGGCUGAUGGGAGUCUGAGAGGGGGGGUGGGGGGAGGGGGGGGGUCUCUCGUGCUAAGGGACACGUCACUUCAAUGUGAAAGCGCCGAAGCGGGACGGGGACCUCGGGGGAAGGCAGCGACGCCUCUGAAACCCAAAGCGAGACAUUUGUGCGAUUCUCACCGCUCUCCUGUCGUCCCGCCGCCGCCGCCGCUCUUCUCGUUUCCGGAUAACGCUCAUCUGUUACAGGACUCUUUCUUUUGUAACGUCAUCGUCUGACAUCCUCUGCUUCAGAAGGGAUGCGGGGGUGGAGGGGGGCGGAGGGGCGGGGGGGGGGCAGCAGAAGGCGUAACGACGGAGCCCCUCCCCUCCCUGAAGCCCCGCCCACCCCCACCCACUCAUCGGCAGCAGCUCCACCUCAGUAGCCUUACUUACAGAACCUCGCUCAGCUGGAAGACAUUUCCACAGAUACCUCAGUCACUCACAGGACGACUUCACAACAGCCUUUAAGGGACGCAGACACACACACACACACACACACACACACACACACACACACACACACACACACACACACACACACACACACUACAACUCUCCUCAGCAACCUCUGCAGUGUUUCAGUUCACGUUCAGUAUACAGUCAUAUUAAGCGGACGGCGGUGGAGUCGAGGCGCCGUUAGCUCCAUCGCCGUCGCCGUUGCCGUGCCGACCGGUCAGUAUCCCAGCGGAUCCCAAUGUUUCCCAAAUAUUAACCUCCGUUUCGCCGCUUCACUCACCUCAUCUCCCGCCUGGUUUCCCAGACGACGCGCCGCGUUCAACCAAACAUACUACCUCUCCCUUCUGCACAUAUAUAAAUCUAUUUUUUUGUUGCAGCCUGAUUGUGUUUUAAUAUAAAGCAUCCAUUUUUAUUUUAACACUAAUUCAGAAGGGUUUUUGUCGAUAUGUACAGUAUAUUCCUUUUUAUCUCUUUUCAGAUGCUGGAUGAUUUCUUCUUUUCUUUUUUACCUCAGAUCUCUCGUGUAAGCCUACAGAUCUUAAGGCGGUUCAGUCCGGGCCUCUCCGGUCCCGCUCGCUCACCGAGCCGUGGGAAUUCUAAACACUGUGGAUUCAAGGCUGCGGUCACACGGCGGCGAAAGUCACACCGGCAGAUUAAAAGCAGUUAAAGGAGAAUUUCAGUGUGGUUCAGAAUUUGAAGGAAGAGUUAGACAAGAUCGUUUUAUUCAAGCUCUUUCCCCAAUCUCAUUUUUUAUUUUAAUUUUUUUCUUUAUCUUACCUUUUUCUCUUUUAUUUUAAUUUUCUCCUGAUUAUUCCAUUCUUUGUUUUCUUCCUCCUUUUAUUUUCUUCCUUUAUUUUAUUCAGACUUUUCAGUGUGAGCUUUUUAUUUGAUCGGGGGGCUUUUAUUGUGAAGGAGUGCGGCCGUGUUGAACGAUGACAAUUUGAAUCUGAUUCAGAGCAGAAACACGAGCUGUUCGGCGCCGCCGCACUUCUUGACAAUACAGCCGAGAGUCUUCCCGCCGUGUGACGGCGGCGUUGAACCGCAGCGACCGGAGGUCAGCCUGGAGACCGGGGGUCAGCCUGGAGACCGGGGGUCAGCCUGGAGACCGGGGGUCAGCCUGGAGACCGGGUCCCGGUCGGGGACGCUGCUUUUAAACUACUCAGAUGCUACUAAACGGACGUGUGUUUGUCUCGGCGGAGCGAAGCAGCAGACGUUUCUCUUUAAUCGUGUUGUUUUCUGUAACCGUUCUACUGCCGACUCGGUGCCACAGUUUGAAAAACAAACCUCUCAGUGCAGCUUUCACCGAUCUGGGAUGAAGGUCGACUCUUCUAACAUCCAAAAAUGCAACAUUUCACCUUUCCGGAGACGUCUCAGAACAUUGGGAUCCCCGUUUAGAUUUCGCCGUACCGAUGGUGUCUCCUGUUUCUUCUUCACUCUCUUUCUGUUCGUCCGAGCGGCGAGUCGAGGCUCAGCGCUCCGCCGCCUCCUUCUGCUAAAUCUCUCGCUCAGCUUUCGACGGACAAGGGUCUCCACUGUGGAGGAGACACAACAGCAACACAAAGAGACACAACACAAAUCCAAAAGACACACUAAUAACACAAAGAGACGACACAAAUGCUAGAAGACACGACAGCGAGCAGCCGGCGGCCCUGCAGACUGAAUGGACUCGGUGGAGCAGGACUGCCGUUCGGCUCUGGACCGAUCGCGCCAACGUCACCUCCAGACCUGACACCUACACGCUUCUGUUGUGGCUUUGACGCCGUGGUGACCCUUCCGGGCUUCUGUAGCUUCAAAUAAGCCUUUUCAAAAUAAAAGCUGUGAGCGUCGCGCCGAUCGCAGCAGCUCGGCCAUUCAGCUUCUAACGCCGCUUCAUGUAAUCCGCUCACACGCCACAGGACAGGAAGUCGGUCCGUCGCUCUGAUCGCAUUUCUCUGCUACCUCUUUAAAGACAUGCUUGCUCAUACACACACACACGCGCACUUAGAACCACACACACACACAAACACACACACACUCUCAGCCAGACAAACAGGCACCCUUGUGUGCACUUCUCUCUCCCUCACCAGCAGUUUUUUGCCAAUGAUGCACUUGUGUUUUUGUGUCUCAAUGCUCUGCAAAAUGUGUGACGUCAAAAACGAUCUGUCAUCUUUCUGUUUUCUUCUUUUUCUUUCUCGUUUGUCUUUUUCUUUCUUUCUUUCUUUCUUUCUUUUUUUUCCCACCCUCUAAUCUCGAUAGCCAGACCUGGAUUAGCCAGGUCAUCUAGAAACAAACAGAUUUUUAAUUCAUCCAGUUACAUUUAGAAAAAAGUUUCAUGUCUUGUAAAGAAAGGAGAAAAAAAAAAAAGCUAAAAUAACAUAAAUGCACAUAUUGCUCAGCUCAGUUGUACCUUGGUGUGCCUAGAACCCACAGCCUUAUUUUGGGACAAUAUCAGGGGUUUUAAACCAGAAUACAGGACGAUCUGUAUACCACAGUUCCUUGGAGUUUCAGUAGCUGUUCUCUUGAUUUUAUAAUUUUGAUUUUCGUGGUCGUGUCCUCUUUGUUGAUCUGAAGCUAACUGUAGCUCGCUUGUGGGAGCGUUUCUGCUGGUUGUGCUUAAUUUACUUUUAUUUAUUCUCCCCCGUUUUAAGUCCUUCUAUUAUAAUCUAGCAAAAUCCAAUGAAAUUGUUUUUAAUUUAAUUUAAUUUAAUUUAAGAUUUGAGAAUGUCCAGCAGACCGUGACUCCCGCAGCUUCCCCUCCUCUUCCUCCUCCUCAUCAUCAUCAAAACCUAAAGAUUGUUUU